Messenger RNA from Osmerus eperlanus (European smelt), 1714 nucleotides. It is a transcript of the gene cdcp2, whose product is annotated as CUB domain containing protein 2. NCBI's taxonomy places the organism in Eukaryota, Metazoa, Chordata, Actinopteri, Osmeriformes, Osmeridae. Bases 116 to 1714 code for a protein of 532 amino acids. The transcript is spliced from 6 exons. The record is from RefSeq and is a predicted model, not a curated record.
CCAUCGGCUGGCGCCUCUGCAGACGUCCCGUGACUGUGUGUUCGGACACUGAUGUGCCAUUUCUCUGAUGUUGCAACUGAAUACAAAGCCUUUCUUAAACCAAUAGAACAGUAACAUGACUUUCUGGAUGGUUGUACUUGUUCAGCUGCUGUUAUUUAUUGGCAAGUCGGUCUCAAAAAAAGGUGUCAAAUGUGGUGGAAUCCUCUCAGCUUCCUCUGGCAACAUAUCAAGCCCCAACUUCCCUGGACUGUACCCCUACGACAUCGAGUGUGCCUGGCUGAUUGUGGUCGCAGAGGGCUCCUCUGUCCUCCUCACUUUCCAGCACUUUGAGCUGGAGUACCAUGUCGGCUGCGCCUAUGAUUACAUCAAAAUCUACAAUGGCGUCUCUGAGGAUGAGGGGAACCUCCUGGGGACAUUCUGUGGUGAAGUCUCCCCACCCCAGUUCACAUCGUCAUGGAACGUCAUGUCCAUUAUCUUCCACUCAGACCGCCACGUGGCCCACAGGGGGUUCUCUGUGGGCUACAGGAAAGAUAUGUGUGGUGGAGUUUUAACUGGCCUGUCGGGAAUCAUCUCCAGCCCGGGCUACCCUCAGGAAUACACCAACAAUGCAAAUUGCUCCUGGACCAUUCACGUAUCCAAUCGCAGUGUGGUCACGCUGGUCUUCCUGGACUUCCAGCUUGAGAACAAUGAGGGUUGCAAUUUUGAUUUUGUGGCCCUCUUUGAUGGCCCCACCAUCACACAUCGUCAUCUGGGGAACUACUGUGGAGGAGACAAACCUCCAAAUAUGGUCACCACCUCCAACCAACUGCUUGUGGUCUUUAAUUCCGACUUCAACAUUGGUGGAAGGGGGUUCAAAGCUUACUACUACUCAGGUGAAUGCCAGCAGGUCCUUUCUGAAGUGAAUGACAACUUUACCAGCCCAAACUACCCCAGCAUCUACCCCAACAACAUCAACUGCCACUGGAUCAUUAACUUGGCAGAGGGCUACCGGAUCAAACUAUCUUUCCCUGUCAUAGAGUUAGAGGAAAGGAACAGCCUAACAGACGAGUGUGACUACGAUUCUGUUGUGGUGUUUGACGGGAAUAGCCAAACAGACCCAAUUCUAGGCCACUGGUGUGGUUUUGAACACCCUCCGUAUCUGAUCUCCAAGGGCAACCAGCUGCUGGUUGUCCUCAGUACCGACAGAAAUUAUGCUUAUAAAGGGUUCUCUGCCUCCUAUAUUGGAGUGGUACCAGUGAACAUUAGCUGCACAAGAACAGAAUUUUCCAUCCAGAUAGCCCAGCAGUCUGUACCUCAGCUGGGCCGUGAGAAUAUCUACCUGGGUAACCCCUCCUGCACUGCCCAGUUGACAGCAACUACCUACAAGAUACUUGCCCGCUUUGUCAAUUGUGGCACAGCAGGUAAGAAACGCCGGAACAUCACCAUGCUGGUAAACACACUAUACAUCGACUUCUCUGAGGGGAAGCAGCAGAAUGUCCAGGAGUACGAGGUGCAGUGCGAUGCCCAGAAGAAACAGGCCACCGUGUCCAUCAUAUCUACGGAGGAGCGCAACCGCUACAACGAGCUGGCUCGCCAGGCGGAGAGCGCCAGCAGCGGGGGGGUGGGGGCGACCAACUCUGAGCCUCACGACCCCAGUGACAUCGUCUUCAUCAGCAUCUGUGUGCUGGCUGUCAUUCUUAUGGUGAUCGCCAUUGUGUGGCUAGUGCUGCUUUAG